Equus caballus (horse) is the source of this 3438-nucleotide messenger RNA. RefSeq lists its product as uncharacterized. The record is from RefSeq and is a predicted model, not a curated record. NCBI's taxonomy places the organism in Eukaryota, Metazoa, Chordata, Mammalia, Perissodactyla, Equidae.
CCGCCGGGAGAGGCCGGCAGCCGGCGCGGCAGGGCGGCGGCGAGCAUGGAGCGGGAGCUGGAGGCGCGCCCGGCCGAGCCGCCCUUCCAGGCGCUGGUGGAGGCGGCGGGCGGCCGCGGUCAGGUGCUGCUGGUGGGCGAGCUGUGGGAGCGCGAGCAGAGCCGCGCGCAGCUGCGCGACUUCGCCCGGGCGCUGUUCCCCGCCGAGCCGGCGGCCGGCCAGCCGGGGGGCGCGGCGGCCGAGCGCGCGGGGCCCGGGGCGCCGGGGGCGCGGAGGGCGCCCGGGACGGCGGAGACGCGCGCCAUCCGCUCGCCGCUCGUCUUCGUGCUGUGCCGCGCCGCGUCGCUGGCCGCCCGGGAGCCGCGGCGCCGCCUGCGGGAGAUGCUGCGGGACGUGCGCGGCCGGCGGCGGGCUGGCGCGGCGCUGGUCGGGGUGCUGGUGGCCGAGGCCGGGCCCGAGGACGCGGUGGCGCCGGGGUUGCGGCUGCUGGAGGCGCUGCUGCGCGCCGUCUUCGGCCGCCAGGCGGGGGGCCCGGUGCAGGCGGCCGUCUACUGUCCCGGCCGCCCGGCCUCCUGCCUGGCCGUCCAGGCGGCCGCCUGCAGGGCGCUGCAAGCCGUCGGGCCCGCGCGACCAGCGGAAGGAGCCUGGGAGAGACCGGGCCUGCUGGCACUGCUGGCCUGCUUUUCCUUGGGUCCUUGGAGCCGGGGGAAGGACCCAGAUGCCAUCUCCCCCAGUGGCCCAGCUCAGGAUAACUUCCGAGACCCUGAGGAGGAGAUGGCUCUGACAGCCAUAUUUCCCAACGGAGACUGUGAGGAUCCUGAAAAGGGGUCGAGAGCCUGUGAUGGAGCUGUCCACAGUCCCACUGAGCCUGCUGAAGACUCAAGAUGAAGGCUGGACCCCUGGGCUGCCCCACCUCUAACCUGGAGACUGGAGGCUGGCUCCUUCUCACUGAGCCCCCGUGCCUCCAUGUUGACCUUGGCAUGGUAGUAACUACAAAGGUCUCACCUGCUAGGGGCUGCCACCCUGACAGUGACCUGCUAGGCUGAGGACUUACUAAGCUAAGUGGGACCUAGAAAAACGUAUCCUCUGGGAACCUGCCCCCUACCUUGCAUUUGCUCAUUCUCUGGUCACACUGAGGUUAUUUUUUCUCUCUGUGCCUCAGUUUCUCUAUGCCAUUGAGACAGAUGGCCAUGUACUUGAGACUCUGUGGUGCUGUAGCAUCCCGUGGUUGUUUGCAUGAGCAUCCAUCAUUUCAAGUGCAGCUGGAAGAACUCUGGACCAGAAGUUGUCAGAUCUGGAGGUGUGUGGCCUCAACCUGUCACUCAACCUUUGGGGCUUUUGUUUCUCAAACUCAUGAGGGUGCUACCAGCCCAGUGGCUCUCCGCCAGGGGCCAGGCUAUCCCUCCAGGCAGCAUUGGAAAUGUGUGUGUGUGCACACGUGUGUGUUGGAAGGGUUAUUGUGAUUGUGGGGCACCCCUGGCAUUUAGUGGCAUCUCACAAUGUGCAGGACAAUCUCCAACAACACAGAACUGUUCCACUGAAACUGCCAAUCUUGGCACCUUUGAAAAACUGGAUGAGCCACUUUCUUCCCCCUCUCAAUUUCUAGGAAGAGAUUCCCAGAGCAGGGAGGGUUGGGCUUCCUGGGACCUUGGCUUCCAUAACAGGCCAGAAUAAAGCCUAUACAGGCACUCUUGUGCUAGAGCCAAGAAGGUCUGUAUGCUGCAGACCCAGGACAGAAAUAGCCUUGCAUGCCCCUGAGAAGAAAGGGCCCUUUCUUCCUCGUGUUGACCUUGACUUACUCUGCCAAGUCCUUUGAGAAUAAGGAUGCUGGGAAUGGCCCACAGCACCAAACAGAAGGAAAGUUAGGAAUGUGGAUUACAAGGGCAUAAGACUUGCUCUCCAUCUCAGGGCCUAACCCAAGGUCAAAGCAGACCCAGCCCAGAGGUGCCAGGGUCCUGAAUCCUUUUUCCUCUGAGUCAGACAGGGUCAGUAGUGUCCUCUAAAAGCGAGGAAGGCCAUCUGUUUGCUUGUAGAGGGAACGCUGCAUUACCUCCCUUGUCUUUCUCUCCUGCCCCUGGAGAAAUCCAGUCUUCGGAAUGGUAGGGACAGCUCCUAAUGUUCCCUAGGAGGAAGCCCCAUCUAAGAGCAGUAGCUAAAUUCAUUCAUUCAUGCAUAAUUCACUCAGCAGACAUGCAAUUGUGCCUACUAUGUGCCCCGUGCUCUGCGAGGUGCUGGAUAACUUCCACUUGUUAUUUCAGCUCUCUCUGUGAUGGUGCCAAAAGCAGGAAUGGAAAACCUGUGGCUGAGGGGCUCUAUGAUAUUUAAGGAGGAGCCGUCCCUGCUCGAUGACUCAAUUUAUUCUCUAUAAUAGGGAGUCUGAUCCUUCUUAGUAUGAGGAUAGGUAGGAUGACAUCUUACUUGGGGUUGGUUGGCAGCAGGUGUCAUUCUAAUAAUACAAGGCUGUCUCACCAAUAGAAGGACCCUUCUGACUUCCAUCUGCACAAGAAUGAACUCAAUGUAUUACUGUUGAUUUCGUUUGAAAAUGGGGAGACUGGUAUCUUUGAAGCUGCUAUAUUUUUCUAUUUUCCAUUAAUCUCUUGGUAGUAAUUUGGUUAGAGUUUUAUUACUUGGUGGGGGGAGAGAGCUUUUUUAGGUUAGGAAAUGGUCUAAGGCAGAAGUUACAUGGCAGCAGCCUCUGCUGUGUUUAAAGACUUGAGUCCAUGGCCAAUAUUUGAGACUGGGGAGAUGGCACAGAAAAAAGCUAGUUUUCAGAGUGGAGGAUGGAAGGUGCCAUGAUCUCCAUUUUGAUGAAAUUCCCACCCCCCCCCCAACUUAAGCCCCUCUCCCACCUACCCACCCACCCCUCUACUGUACUUCACUCAUAGACGCCACCUGCCUGGUCCCCGUCCUGGUGGGCUGUGAGUUUGCAGGUCUCUGGUAUAAGUGGUGGUUUACUCAUUAUCUUUUCAUUACCUUCAGUAUUUCCUGUGAGUAGUGGAAGAGAGAAGGUCUUUCUUUACUGCGAUUUGGGUUCUACCUCCCAACUGAUAAACACAGGACUGAGGUCCUUCCGGGCCCAUCUUGGCUUCCUUGAGACAUGGCUAAGAUAAGCAGCAUCCUUUUAGGAACAGUCUAGUUGCUGUUUUCUAGCAGACGGAAGAGUUAGGUGCGGGAAUAGAUGACCUUGGUGGUGGAUCUCUUCCCCAAGGACUCUUACAAGGCAGGAAGAUUGGGGUGGGCCUGGCUGAGGGCAGAGGCCCCAGAUUAGGUCAGUGGUACCGGGAGCCAUCAGCCAGGGGCUUCCAUCAGGUCGCAGUCUGGACUCUUGGGUACUAAUCUUUCUAAUAUGGCAGUAGUUGUGGUGCUUCUGACUUGAAUCGAUAAUUCCUUUUAUCUAAUAAAACCAAACAAUACCUCAUUGCUGUCUCAUCCAGAAAA